This is a messenger RNA of Aspergillus lentulus, 1734 nucleotides long. The record is from RefSeq and is a predicted model, not a curated record. Lineage: Eukaryota; Fungi; Ascomycota; Eurotiomycetes; Eurotiales; Aspergillaceae.
AUGGAGUUGGAUGCAACUCAGCAAACGGCACUUUCCGACAAGGAAAGAGAACGGCGACGCAAAGAGAAACUAUGUUUCCGGUGCAGGAAGCCGGGACAUAUGUCCAACACCUGCAAGCAACAAACCUGGAAGGGUAAGCAGGGCGGAAAGAAACAGUUACAAGCCACAAAGGAGCUCAGUGCCACAAUAGGCAGAGAUGGUUAUGACACCACCGGGUCUGGAGUCAUCAUUGGAACCAUCAGACCAAAGAAAGUCAACAAACAACUUAGAAGAUUGUACAAGGAUUGCACUACCUUGAGUGAUGAGGAAAUCAAAGUGGAACUCAAGAAGGAAGACUCCACAGAUUACGAAAGCACAAACAAUGAUUGGCCUACCAGAGACUCGAAUGUCCUCGCAGCCACCAAUCAGAAGUCACCCAACAGCGACGCAGACAGUCUCAUCGAUUGGGAGAAUAUUACGCCAGGAGGGCUUAUUCACCAAUGGACAACGUUAACCAAUGAGAUACGUCAGGUUAUCGGCCCUGACUUGGAAAAUACCAACCAUGACGAGCCAGAUCAAGAGGAUUUUCCCGCGAUAAAUUGGACCACUAUUGACCAACCUAUCGAUCCACUUGACGAAGAGUACAGAACCCAGUGGGAGGGCCUCAAUCCCAACGAGGAGCAGCCCCACGAGAUUCCCGAGACACCCAGAGAUGAUUCCCCACAAAACAAUGAUGAAGCAGACCAGUAUGCCGCAUGGCUACGACAGCCUGAUCGGAAACAGUUGGCAGAAUUGGAAGCAUACCAACUGAAUCAGAGAAUCCUUGAAAAGGACCGGACUCAAGGGGAAACCGGGGCCUUACGGCGCGUUAGGUCAAAAGAUAGUGACAACGACGCUAAGCAGUCAAAGGGUGGACUGAAGAAAAAGGUAACAACCAGCCAGAGGGUAACGGCGGUGUUAGCAGCAACAAAGCCAUCGCGAAGGAUAGCGAUGAUGGAACUACCGGGAUGGGCACCGGAAAGCAACAAUGAUUAUGCAGAAAUUAUGACACCAGACGAUGAUUCCGAGGAAGAAUCGGAAACCGGAAAAACUAAUCCGAGGAAAAUUAUUCCCAGGAAUGAUGUUCCCAGGAAUACUUUUGUUCCAGAACCCCACUUAUUCUCGGCAACAACCAAUCAGGAGCAUGAGAAUCCUGGAAACCUUGAUCCCAGGAACAGUGAAGUGAGGAAUAACCAAUUGGGGAACAAGUCGAACACAGAAGCAGUUCUACCCCAGGAGUAUGCAAAGUUCAAGACAUUGUUUGAGCAACCCAAACAGUAUGUCCUACCAAAAUAUGCAGGGCAUGGCGUACUCUUUGUACCUAAGAAGGACGGAAGUCUACGACUUUGCGUGGACUAUCGACCAUUGAAUGUGAUCACAAUCAAAGACCGAUAUCCACUUCCAUUGAUCCAUGAGAUCCAAGAUCGAAUUCGAGGAGCAAAAUGGUUCAUGAAGUUGGACAUCACUGACGCCUACAAUCACCUUCGAAUUGCAGAAGGAGAAGAAUGGAAAACGGCUUUCAGAACAAAAUUUGGCCACUAUGAGUACUUGGUAAUGCCAUUUGGGCUAACUAAUGCACCGGCAUCGUUUGAGAGGUUCAUCGAGGAAGUGCUACGCAAAUAUCUGCACCUCUUUGUGAUAGUCUAUUUGGACGACAUCCUGAUCUUCUCUGAGAAUGAGGAACAACAUGUGGAGCAUGUCAGCCUAGUACUGUAA